Messenger RNA from Telopea speciosissima, 1981 nucleotides. RefSeq names its product very-long-chain aldehyde decarbonylase GL1-5-like. Gene Ontology annotation, biological process: lipid biosynthetic process. The record is from RefSeq and is a predicted model, not a curated record. Gene Ontology annotation, molecular function: iron ion binding; oxidoreductase activity. NCBI's taxonomy places the organism in Eukaryota, Viridiplantae, Streptophyta, Magnoliopsida, Proteales, Proteaceae. The transcript is spliced from 10 exons. The coding region runs from base 43 to 1917 and encodes 624 amino acids.
CAGCACGUAUCUUUUUUGAGAGGUUAAGGUAGCACUGAAGGAAUGGCAUCCAAACCAGGUCUCCUGAUUGACUGGCCAUGGCAAAAGCUUGGAAACAUGAAGUAUGUGGUUUUGGUGCCCGGGCUAGUACAUAGUGUUCGUUCAUUUGUGACCAAAGAAGAGAGAGAGAGGGACAUAACAGUCUUGUUCAUCUUACCAAUCUUGCUGUGGAGAUUGCUUCACAGCCAACUAUGGAUAAGCUUAGCUCGUUACCAAACUUCCAAAUCCAAACACAGGAUAGUAGACAAAGGCAUUGAAUUCGAACAAGUGGAUAGAGAAAGAAACUGGGAUGACCAAGUCAUUCUGAGUGGCAUUCUAACCUACGUUGUAGUUAUGUAUCUUCCCGGAAGUGCUAGAAUGCCAUUGUGGAAGUGGAAUGGUCUUGUUCUUACCAUUCUUCUCCACAUGGGUCCAGUGGAAUUCCUGUAUUAUUGGUUUCACAGAGCUUUGCACCAUCAUUUCCUUUAUUCUCGUUACCAUUCACACCAUCAUUCAUCUAUUGUUACUGAGCCCAUCACAGCUGUUAUUCAUCCAUUUGCAGAGCUUAUGGUUUAUUUUCUACUGUUUGCAAUCCCGAUAUUGAGUAUGUUAUUCACUGAAACUGCCUCUGUGGGAGUGAUGGUAGGGUAUGUAACUUACAUAGAUUUUAUGAACUACAUGGGUCAUUGCAACUUUGAGCUGGUUCCAAAGUGGGUGUUCAACAUCUUUCCUUUUCUCAAGUACCUUAUGUAUACUCCAUCGUUUCAUUCUCUUCAUCAUACGCAAUUUCGAACCAACUACUCCCUCUUCAUGCCAAUCUAUGAUUACAUAUAUGGAACCAUGGACAAGUCCACAGACAAAUUGUAUGAAGAUUCACUCAUGGGAAGGAAAGAGACACCAGAUGUAGUACACUUGAUUCACCCAACAACACUUCAGUCCUUCUAUCAUCUACCACCGGCCAUCGCCUCGCUCGCAUCUGAGCCUUACAGCUCCAGAUGGUACUUAUCGAUGUUAUGGCCGAUUCCAUAUGGGUUCAUGUUGUUCACAUCCAUAAUUGGUUCUACCAUUACAGUGGAGAGGAACAUAUUUGAUAAACUCAAGCUCCAAACAUGGGCAAUCCCAAGAUUUAGUUUCCAUUAUUUGUCGUCGAGCCAAAAAGAUACGAUCAACAGUUUGAUUGAAAGAGCUAUUUUUGAGGCCGAGAGUGAAGGUGUUAAAGUGUUGAGUUUAGGUCUUCUAAAUCAGGGAGAGCAAUUUAAUGGAAAUGGUGAACUUUAUCUCCAUAAGCACCCAAAUCUCAAGAUCAGGAUCGUAGAUGGAAGCAGCUUAGCUGUUGCCGUGGUGCUUCAUAACAUUCCCGAAGGAACAAAACAAGUGCUUCUCAGAGGAAACAUGUCUAAGGUUGUUUGUGCUAUUGUCAAGAAUUUAUGUGAAAGAGGAAUCCAGGUAGGUGUGGUGUGCAAGGAUAAUUUUGAUAAGCUUAAGUUACGAAUCCCUACAGAGUUGUGGAUUAACUUGCUCAUCUCUACCAGUUACACCCAGAAGGUGUGGUUGGUCGGAGAUGGAGAGCUGAGCGAGAAAGAACAAAGAAGAGCACCGGAAGGGACACAUUUCAUUCCAUGCUCACAGUUUCCACCAAAGAAGGUUGUGCGCAAUAAGGAUUGUAUUUACUACACUACCCCAGCCAUGCUCAUCCCCAAGGCUCUCCAAAAUGUAUACUCUUGUGAGAAUUGGCUGCCGAGGCGAGUGAUGAGCGCGUGGCGUGUAGCUGGAAUUGUGCAUGCACUGGAAGGCUGGGAUACACACGAGUGUGGGGAUAUCAUGCUCGACACACAGAAAGUCUGGCUUGCUAGCCUUAGCCAUGGAUUCCUACCCAUGCUCGAUCACCCAUUGAUCUGAAUCGUAUGAAUGAAUAAAGAGUGCACCAAUGAAAGCUGCCUGAAAACAUGUAAACUUGAUUCAG